Molecule: messenger RNA, 2611 nt
Organism: Malaya genurostris
Lineage: Eukaryota; Metazoa; Arthropoda; Insecta; Diptera; Culicidae
Product: TBC1 domain family member 22B-like
Exons: 5
Coding region: 343-1926 (527 amino acids)
Biological process (GO): activation of GTPase activity
Molecular function (GO): GTPase activator activity
Source: RefSeq, a predicted model, not a curated record
GUCAAAGUUGUGAAAAUUUUUAUUAGGUUUUUCACAUCACGAACUCGAAUGUUAUAUUUACCUAUUUUUAUCGUUAGGAAACUAUAUAAUUUCGCUCAGGAUUUGCACUGUUUUUAACAGUGAUUGUGCAGUAUUGAGUUGAACAACGGUGGAACCGAAUCGUGGUCGAAAAGGUUCUUUAACUUAGAAUGAUGAUUAACCUAAACUCGUUUUGUUCCAAUCUCAUCGUCAUCAUCAUCGGAAGCAGCUUGUCAGCUAAUUAAAUCGCUUUCCUGUGUGCCCCCGUUUUGCUAGAAUUGUGUGCUCGGGUCUUUUCCCAACUAGCUAAGCGAAUCGGUCGAUAUGAACAGUAGUAGUAGUGACACCGGUUCGUCCUUCUGGAAGAAUAAUUCCACUAGAAUCCCAGGACGGCCAACCAUGGCCACCAGAAUGGUACCUGGAGGUGGUGUUCGAAGUGGUCCGGGUGGUUCAGCUUCUUCUGCGGGUAGCAGUUCGUUCCAGGAUUAUCAAGAAUCUGUAAGCGAUGCGUGGGAUCUGGGGGACGAUGAGUUCUGCAUAAUUUCCAACGUUGUGGACACGCCCCGAAUAUCUAGGAAAGUAUCUCAGUCUGCAGCAAUGAAUGUUAUCAAGACCCACAGGAGUGGAAGUGAUAGGGUAAGAACGAGCGAUGUGAUCGGACAUAGCAAUACAAAGACAGAUAUGCGGAGUUCCGAUGGUAGCGCAGUCAGAAGUACAAUGACCGUAGUGGAAAAUCUCGAUGGACUGAACAUUAGCCGGAAUGAUAAUACGAAUAGUGAUGGUGGCGUUGUAAAGCAGCAUAAUCAUGAUGGAAUCAGCCAUAUCAAUGAUAGUCGACUUCGGCAACGUUUUCAUGCUUACCCAGGCCGUCCACAGUUGCUAAAACUAUCCUCCAAUAUAGCGUCCAAGGAUGUGGAAUGCGAAUCGAAGUAUGAAAAAUUUACAAACAUUCUGGACGCGCCGCUUCUAAACUUGAUUGCACUGAAGGAACUAAGUUGGUCUGGCAUUCCGCGAAAGAUGCGAGCGGUCACGUGGCGAUUGCUAUCGGGAUAUCUGCCAACAAGCUUGGAACGAAGAAAUACUGUCCUCGAGCGAAAACGGGUAGAUUAUCAGAAGCUAGUUCAACAGUACUUCCACGUCGACAACCGGGACGAAACACAGCAGGACACGUACCGACAGAUCCACAUCGAUGUGCCGCGAAUGAAUCCACAUGUUUCACUAUUCCAGCAGCAUUUGGUUCAAGAAAUGUUCGAAAGAAUUCUCUUCAUCUGGGCCAUUCGACAUCCAGCGUCGGGAUAUGUUCAGGGUAUCAACGAUCUUGUCACACCAUUUUUCAUAGUCUUCCUUCAAGAGUCUGUGGGGGCUGAUAAGGAUCUAGAACAGUGCCAACUGGGGGAUCUUCCGCAGGAUCAGCGGGAUGUUAUUGAGGCGGAUGCUUUUUGGUGUCUGUCCAAGUUUCUAGACUGCAUUCAGGAUAAUUACAUAUUUGCCCAGCUGGGCAUACAGGAGAAAGUUAACCAGCUGAAGGAAUUGAUCCAGAGAAUCGACGGUACGCUCCAUCGCCAUCUGCAGUCGCACGGUGUCGACUAUCUGCAGUUCUCCUUCCGAUGGAUGAACAACCUACUAACACGUGAACUGCCACUGUACUGUACGAUUAGACUGUGGGACACCUACCUGGCCGAGUCCGACGGAUUCGCCGUGUUCCAGUUGUAUGUGUGUGCCGCAUUUUUGCUGCACUGGCGCGAGCAGCUACUACAGGAAAAGGACUUCCAGGGUCUGAUGCUACUGUUGCAGAAUUUGCCCACCCACAGCUGGAUGGAUUCGCAUAUCGGUGUGCUGGUGGCGGAAGCGUUCCGCCUCAAAUUCACCUACGCCGACACGCCGAAGCACCUGGAGGGCAAAAGUUGACAACAUCACAGCGACCGCAACUACAACUACUGUAAAAAUUAUCUCUAUAAGUUUAUCUGAGGUGAGCGAUCGGUGCUGAACAUCGGAACCUCGGUUCGUUCGUUCUUUCGUUCGCUAACCAAUUUAACGUUUCGGUUGCCUGUCUUCGAGGACGCCUGCGCGUGACGAGCUAACGCAAAACCUGUAGUUUCAAAAACACAUUUUAGACCAACCUAUAUAGGAUGCAUACCUUUUUCGACUAGUUUUGGUAUAGAUAAUCAGAAGAAACAAAAAAAAAACAGAAAACCAUUAGUUUUUUGUACAUAAGGAUCCUUCCUUGGGAAGCAAAAAAAAUCGAAUUGAAACGUAUAAAAAUAGAAAGGGAAAAAUAAAAGGUUUUUUUCAAAAUUUUCCCCAGUUUUGUCGAUGGUAAUAAAGUUCAGUCACCUGAAUAAGACGCCAUUAACAAACUACUAAAAAAUGUUAUCGAGGUUUACUACGAAAAUUACAGUUAAUGAUUUGUAUCACUAAAAUACAACGGUGCGGCAAUGCAGUUUUUAAGAUUUACAUAGUGUUAUACUAGAAAAAUAAUUGUAUGAAAUAAAUCAGGAAAGCAAAUCGAAAACUGACCUUUUGAAAUUCAAACAUAAUGAUACCGUUUAUAGAAAUAAUUACGAAUAUAUAAUUAAAACCAACUGUAUACAUA